This is a messenger RNA of Drosophila sulfurigaster albostrigata, 614 nucleotides long. RefSeq lists its product as uncharacterized. The coding region runs from base 131 to 544 and encodes 137 amino acids. The record is from RefSeq and is a predicted model, not a curated record. The transcript has 2 exons. Lineage: Eukaryota; Metazoa; Arthropoda; Insecta; Diptera; Drosophilidae.
UGUGUUGUGUUGUCAUCGCUGGAUUCUUCGCAUCAUCGCUGGAGGAUACCCUGCAACUGCAGAAGACACACAGAGGAAAGUGGCUGGGAUCAUUAAAGAUCGCCAAUUCCAGGUUUGUUGGUCGAAGAGAAUGUCCGAGCCGAGUCCAUUGCGACAACGCGACGAACUUCGUCGGAGCAAGUCGCCAUCUGGAGGAGCUAAGGAGGCGAGUCGAGGCCGAGGAGAACGCAGUUCGCGACUUCGCAUCAAGAAGCGGAUGCGAAUUUGCGUUCAUACCGCCGAGGGCUCCUCACUUCGGAGGACUAUGGGAGGCAGGUGUGAAGUCUGCAAAGCACCUACUCCUACGGACGGUGGGCAACGCCCUGCUCACGCUCGAGGAGCUGCAGACAGUGGUCGUGGCGGUCGAGGCGGUGCUCAACUCCCGCCCGCUAGAGCCGUAAGCCAAGACCCCAACGACGGCGAGGCGCUAACCCCGGGCAUCUACUGGUGGGCGGACCACUGGUGGCACCGGCAGCAUCGCGGACCCCGGACCAGGAGGGUCUGAGUUGCUUAAGGCGAUGGCGAGCUGUCUCGUCGCUCAAGCGAGCGUUCUGGCAGCGAUGGUCCCGGGAGUA